AUGGCUAAGGUAAUCGCGACAAAGAAUAAAGAUGGCUCAUGCUAUGCUCAUAAGGUAGCAAAGGGCGAAACGUGCCAAUUUAUGAUGAACAAGUUUUCCAUUACGAAAGAUAAUCUUAUGAAAUGGAACCAAAAUAAUUUCGGUUGGAUGGGAUGCGACAACGGUCACCCAUGGAUUGGAGACAAAGUAUGUGUUAGUGAUGGUACGCCUCCAAAGCCAGCAUAUAACAAACUUGCAGAAUGUGGGCCUCAGGCUUCUAGUGACGGAACUGACAUUAAAUGUCCUUUAAAUGCAUGCUGUAGUCCAUACGGAUUUUGUGGCUUAACUUCCGAUUUUUGCGCUGUAACCAAGAGUCCAACAGGCGCACCUGGUACAGCUGGGUGUCUCUCAAACUGUGGGUACGGUAAACUUCAUACAGAUACAAGAACGGACUUCAAGAAGAUAGUUUACUGGAUAGACUCGAAUGACAAAUUAAAAACUGAUCCAAAAGCUUUGAAGAGUUACUACUCGGUUCAUUAUUCUUUUGUGAAUAUUAAAUCGGACCUCACGAUCGAUGAUUCAAAAAUUAAGACAAGUUCAUUCUUGGGUAUUACGAACAAGAAGAUCGCCAGUUUUGGAGGUUGGGAAUUUAGCACAUCUCUAUCAACCUACAAUAUUUUCAGAAAUGGUGUUGCUGAUGCAAAUAGAGAAAAAUUUGCGACCAAUUUAGUUAAUUUUUUGAAGAAAUAUAACUUAGAUGGUAUUGACUUAGACUGGGAAUUUCCUGGUCUCACUGGUAUUUCUGGUAUUCCAGAUGACGAUAAAAAAGAUGGUCAAAGGUAUUUAGAAUUGUUGAAGCUUAUUAAAUCUAAAUUACCAGCCGGUAAAACAUUAUCUAUUACUAUCCCUGCUUCGUUUUGGUAUUUGAAGAAUUUCCCAAUUAAAGAUAUGCAAAAAUACAUCGAUUAUCAAGUGUUUAUGACCUAUGAUAUUCGUUCCAGUAACGAUAAUCUUGUUCAAUGCCACACGAAUAAAACUGAAGUUAUCAAUGCUCUUAAAAUGUUAGAUAAGGCAGGUGUUCAAAUAGGUAAGACAUAUGGUGGUUUGGCUAAUUACGGUAGAUCGUAUAAGUUAUCUUCAACAUCUUGUUCUACCGUGGGAUGCCCAGUUUCUGGGCCAGGUAAAAAAGGACCUACAGUUAACACUGAUGGUGUGUUGGCUCAGUCCGAAAUUGAUAAGAUUACAACCUGGGGUGUUAAAAACAAGAGGUGGACUGAUGAUGCAUCUCAAUGUGAUUUUAUGAUUUAUGACACUAACAAUAUUGUAGGCUGGCCUAAGGUUUCUCAGAGGAAUAGUAUGGAGGAUUUCUUUCACCAUUCUGGUUUAGCUGGUUCUGUAUUAUGGGCUGCCAAUUAUAACUGA
Debaryomyces fabryi is the source of this 1401-nucleotide messenger RNA. RefSeq lists its product as uncharacterized. The transcript has a single exon. The record is from RefSeq and is a predicted model, not a curated record. NCBI's taxonomy places the organism in Eukaryota, Fungi, Ascomycota, Pichiomycetes, Serinales, Debaryomycetaceae. Gene Ontology annotation, biological process: carbohydrate metabolic process. Gene Ontology annotation, molecular function: hydrolase activity, hydrolyzing O-glycosyl compounds; chitin binding. Bases 1 to 1401 code for a protein of 466 amino acids.